Drosophila innubila is the source of this 4707-nucleotide messenger RNA. RefSeq names its product exportin-5 (gene Ranbp21). Gene Ontology annotation, cellular component: cytoplasm; RNA nuclear export complex; nucleus. Gene Ontology annotation, biological process: RNA export from nucleus; protein export from nucleus. The record is from RefSeq and is a predicted model, not a curated record. NCBI's taxonomy places the organism in Eukaryota, Metazoa, Arthropoda, Insecta, Diptera, Drosophilidae. The transcript has 3 exons. Gene Ontology annotation, molecular function: RNA binding; nuclear export signal receptor activity; small GTPase binding. The coding region runs from base 431 to 4174 and encodes 1247 amino acids.
CAUAUAUUUGUAAUCGAGUCAGCAUGCUUCGUUCCUGGUAGACAAAAAACUUGCCCCCCUCGACAAAUUAUAAAAAAGCGACACAUUUUAGUAGACACAAAAUAUUCAAAUGUGAGCACACACAUUUAAUAUAUAUUUCUCAAAUGUGUCUACUGAUUCUGUGGCGAAACGUGUAAAAGCGAGAUAAAUAAAGCAGACAGACGGGCAAGUCUUAUCACAAAUCAAGAAAAAAAAAACUUAACCGCAUUGGCAAAAAAUUUUUGGCCGCACAAAACACACACAGCAAAAAUCGAAAGUACACACAUAGCGAGAGAGAGAGAGAGAGGCGCCAGAGAGCGAGUGGCGGUGGAGCAGGAACAGAGAGAGGAGCAGCAGCAAGAUUAGCAUUAACAUUAAUACCGGCAAAACGUGAGAUUGGAGGCGCAGGACAAUGGCACAGCAAGGAGUGGGCGUGGGCGUGGGCGUGGGCGUAACAGAGGCACUGGGAGCUGAAUUGGCCAAGGCGGUGGAUUUGAUAUUGCAUCCGGGAACACUGCAACAGGCGCGUCUGGAGGCGCACAUGGCCUGUGAGAGAUUCAAGGAUGAAUCUCCGCUGUGUGCCCAGGUGGGACUCUAUUUGGCCAGUUCGGUGCAAUACAAUCAGCAGGUGCGACACUUUGGACUCCAAUUGAUUGAAUAUACCAUCAAAUUCAAAUGGAAUUGCAUCACACACGAGGAGAAAGUCUACAUCAAAGAUAAUGCCAUCAAGAUGUUAAAUAUUGGUGUAGGAGCAGCCGAGGAUCGCAGUUUAUUGCAUUUAAAGGAUGCUUUAUCCAGGAUUAUAGUGGAAAUGAUAAAAAGAGAAUGGCCACAACAAUGGUUGGAUUUAUUGCCGGAAUUAUCGCAGGCAUGCCAAAAAGGCGAGGCACAAACGGAGCUGGUUUUAAUGGUAUUCCUGAGAUUGGUCGAAGAUGUGGCAUUAUUGCAGACUAUAGAAUCCAAUCAGCGAAGAAAGGACAUGUAUCAAGCCUUGAAUAACAAUAUGAAUGACAUAUUCGAGUUCUUUUUGCGACUCGUCGAACAACAUGUGAAUGCAUUUAGAGAGACCACAAGAUUGGGACAUUUUCAAAAGGCCAAUGCCCAUGGUCGUGUGGUGGAAAUGGUGCUAUUAACCCUCAGUGGAUUUGUGGAAUGGGUUAGCAUACAGCACAUUAUGUGCAGUAAUGGCAAAUUGUUGCAUUAUCUAUGCAUAUUACUCAAUGAUAAAUCCUUUCAAUGCAAUGCAGCUGAAUGUCUAUCAAUGAUUACCAAUCGCAAGGGACAAACAAAGGAAAGGAAACCAUUAUUACAGCUAUAUUCAGAGGAUCUAUUGAGAUAUAUCUAUACAGCAGCCAGUCAGGAGUUGAAUUCCCAUUCGUUGGAGCAGCAUCAGUUUCUAAAAAAGCUGCUACAGGUGCUAAAUGGCAUGGUGCAACAAUUGGUGGCACUGUGGGGCAAGGAUGAUGCCACACAGCGUCCGGCACAGCUGGAGAUUAUGUUUGAAUGCCUCUUGCUAUUACUGCAACAUGCAUCCUUGACUAUAGCACAUAAUGCCGCCUUAAUCUGGCAAUUGUUACUCAAACACGAUGUCUGUUCCAAGGAUUAUUUAAUGCUCAAUUACAUUCCCAAAUUGAUACACACAAUUGCACCGCGCAUUGUCAAGCUGCCAUACCCUGUAAAUCAGCCUAUACUCGGCAGCACCGACUACUAUAUACACAUGGAAUAUGAUAGUGAGGAGGAGUUUGCUGUUUACUUUUUUCGCUGUCGCACCGAUUUCCUGGAGAUCUUUCGUCUGUCCACCUUGGUGCAACCAUUGAUCACUUAUUCAUACUGCGAACAGUGGCUGCAAUCAAGAUUGCGACACGCUCAGACGCAUCCCGAGUGCAGUUGCAGUGUCCAGGAUCCCAUUUAUUUGGAAUGGGAUGCGCUCGUUUGUGUCCUCGAUGGUGUCCUUAGUCGCAUACUCCUUGUGCCGGAGCGUCCGGCUGUGGCGAGUGGUUUACGCUUGCUAGAAGAUUGCCUCAAGCUGGAAACGAAUAAUCCUUUAAUUUAUUCCAUUUUACUAAGCUGCAUUUCCGCCUUGUUUGUCUUUCUGAGCAUGUCCAGCUGCCAGUUGACUCCCAACAAUUGUGUGGCCAUGAGUGGCGUUGCCUUGUUGCCCCGUGUGCUCGACAAGAUCUUUAGGGCUUUGGUUUUGAAGCCACCCAAUGAGCUGGAGAAGGUGCAGCUGAAAUCGGCAAAGAAUCUGCGUCGUCAUGCGGCUUCCUUGCUGGUCAAGUUGGCGCACAAAUAUCCGCUGCUCCUGCUGCCCGUCUUCGAGCAGAUCAAUAACCAUGUCGAGCUGCUACUCAAGGAACCAGCGACUCCAACUCCAUCUCCAGCUCAUCCCCAACUGGAUCGACUUAUGCGCACCACUCUGCAGGAGGCGUUGAUCCUGAUCUCGAAUCACUUCUGUGACUUUGAGCGCCAGACUCUUUUCAUCGAGCACAUUGUCGAGCAGAAGCGCACGGAGUGGCUGAACUUUGGAGAGGCCUUCAAGUCGCCGUUGGAUUUUAUGCGCUAUGUGGGACUGGACAAGGAGCCGGUGUAUGUGCUGGACACAAUGGAUGCGACAAUUGUGAAUCGCUCGAGAAUUCUGGAUGCUCUCCAUGUGGUUCUGGGUGUGGUGAAGCGUUGCACGUGGCCCGAUGAUCCGGAUCGAGCACAACGUGGAGGCUUCGUCAUAGGUUGCACGGAUCUGGGUAAUCCUAUAUGCAGGAAUCCGGCGACGAAGCAUGUGGUGCCACUAUUAUCACAUAUACUCAGUUUGAUGCGGGUUCUGAAUGAGUUAUUUCGACCGGAGGCAUUGGCGGCACUAUCGGAGGGUUAUCGCCAGAUCCAUGGCAUGCUGGAGCACGAGAAGAAGCUAUUGAUGGCCAUCUGUGCCAUACCCGCUGAUCCACUGGACACGACCAUUAAAUCGGAGCCCACAGCCUUUGAGAAGAUGCAAACUUUCAUGUCUUUGGUCACAGAAGGUUGUUAUCAUUUGAUGGGUUCAGCGGGUCCAUCGCUAGGACGUGAUCUCUAUCAGCUGCUGGGAUUGUCGGAUGCCAUUAUAAGCAACAUCUUUAGCUGUCUGGACAUCAUACCCGAUUAUAGAUUGCGUCCCAUUAUCAGGGUCUUUUUUAAACCCUUUGUUUACUCCUGUCCGCCGACCUUUUAUGAAACGGUUUUGUUGCCACUCUUUGCCCAUCUGACGCCGUUAAUGUGUGAACGUCUCAGCCGACGUUGGCUGUAUAUAUCCUCGCUAUAUGAAUCGGGACAGUUGAGUGGCGAUGCGACGGAUACACAGGAAGUGCUAGAGGAUCAAUUGAAUCGCACCUUGACCCGCGAAUAUUUGGAUGUGCUGAAAAUCGCCUUGGUGGGUGGACAAAUUGGUGCUGAUCAUGCCAACAGCACCAAUGUGGUGGCCAUGGAGAACGAGGAGCACUCCAUGGAUAGUGCACCACAAUCUCGAGCGGCACAGACGGCUCUAUUAUCGGAUAUUAUCAGUGAUUUGGGUGGCAAACUGUUGAGACACUCGCUAAUAAGCAAUUAUAUAUUGAUGACUCUGUUAAAAUCACUCGCCUGGAACGAUGGCAUCUGUAGCAUGAAGGCGGUGAAUAUAGCCGCUCCUGUCAUGCGAUUUUUGGCCUCGGAGCAGCUAAUGGAUGAGAAUAAGGCGGUCAGUGCGUUUACAGCGGUGCUACAGGGUAUGCAGGUGCAUGGACAACAUGAGGCGAAUCAAUCGGGACUCAUAACACUUGGUGUACAAUUCUAUGAGCUACUGCGUCCCAAAUUUCCUAUAUUAAGUGAAGUACUGCAGCAUAUACCCAGUGUCAAUGCCGCCGAUGUUCAGAAAUUCGAUGAGAAAAUCAGUGUAGCUCCUGUGAAAGGCAACAAAGUGGAUAGGGCCAAGAAGGAUAUGUUUAAGAAGUUAACUCAGCAAUUGGUGGGACGCAGUGUCAAUCAAUUGUUUCGCCAUGAAGUCCAAAUUGCCAAUUUGCCGCCCAUGCAACCCAAGCCCGGCAAAUCCUCCACAGGAUCUGGAUCGGGCACUGGCAGUUCCUCCUCCGAUAUUAUGGACAACAAUCAGAAUGCCAAUCUGAGCAAUUUGUUUCGUACUCACGAAAAGUGACAGCAAAUUCCACUGACUGAAGUUCAAUUAAUUGUUAAAUUAAGUUAAGAAAGCCGUCAAACUAGAGUGUUAGAGAGAGAUAGGGCGUUGGAGAGAGCGAAAGAGAGGCAGCAUCUUAUUUCAUUAUCAAAACAACUCUGCUUUUAUUUAAUUUAUUGUCUAAAAUUACUCAACAACUGAAUAACUCCCUUUCGCACCUGCUGCAAAGUAAGCACAUGUUAAAGAGAGAAAGAGAGAGAGAGAGAGAGAGAACACGAAAGAGAGGCAGCAACUUAUUUUUUAUCAUUACAACUUUGCUUUUAUUUAAUUUAUUGUCUAAAUUUACUCAACUACUGAAUAUUUUCCUUUCCCACAUGCAGAAAAGUUAGAUAAGAGAGUGAGAGAUAUAAAGGAAGAGGAAGAGCGAAAGCGAGGUAGUUUUUUAAGUUUUUUCCUUUAUUUUCACAUUUAAAUUUUCCUUUUAUUUAAUUAACUGACUAAAAUUCUACAACUACUGAAUAUCUCCUUUUCCCACAUGCAGAAAUGUCAGUAAA